This is a messenger RNA of Carassius gibelio (silver crucian carp), 3107 nucleotides long. It is a transcript of the gene cnga2a, whose product is annotated as cyclic nucleotide gated channel subunit alpha 2a. NCBI's taxonomy places the organism in Eukaryota, Metazoa, Chordata, Actinopteri, Cypriniformes, Cyprinidae. The record is from RefSeq and is a predicted model, not a curated record. The transcript has 7 exons. Gene Ontology annotation, biological process: monoatomic cation transmembrane transport. Bases 132 to 2159 code for a protein of 675 amino acids. Gene Ontology annotation, molecular function: protein-containing complex binding; intracellularly cGMP-activated cation channel activity; cGMP binding. Gene Ontology annotation, cellular component: intracellular cyclic nucleotide activated cation channel complex; plasma membrane.
CGCAAACAGGGAAAACAUCACUGCACUGAGAUCAGAGUUGAGUUUGAAGACUUCAGAAGCGCGUUCUUCAAACUCAUGAAGAAUUAAUACAGCACCACUUGAACCUGAAACAGCUCAAAAAUACAAGCAGCAUGACAGGCCAAGUGUUGGUGGAGAGCAUGGAUUUAUCAGCUCACAGGCUCUCUGUGAAGACGUCUGUUGAGGAUGAGUCCGAGCGCGCUGAUAGCACUCUCAGCCGUGGUCAGUCCAUAUGUGAUGACACAUCCUCUGAGUUACAGCGAGUGGCCUCCCUCGAAGCGCGUGGACUGAACUCACAGAACUCCUUCCGUGGCAGAGGGGCGCUGUCAAGGUUGGUGAGUAUGGUGGUCACUCUUAGAGAAUGGGCCCAUAAAAGCUUGCAGGAAGAGGAGGAAAGGCCCGACUCUUUCUUAGAGCGCUUCAGAGGACCCGAACUCCAAAUUGCUCCCAGUCGGAUAAGUAUCAGACCCGAUGCUCAAGAUGGAUCCAACAGUGCCAAAACCAAGAAAAAGUCUGAUGUUUUCAUAUUGGCACCCGCCGAUAACCUGUACUACCGCUGGCUGUUUGUUAUUGCCACAGCUGUAUUGUACAACUGGUGCUUUGUGGUGGCUAGGGCCUGCUUUGAUGAGCUUCAAACCAGGAACUUCAUUCUGUGGCUGGUUUUGGAUUAUCUCUCUGAUGUCAUUUAUAUACUGGACACCUGUGUGAGACUGAGAACAGGUUUUCUCGAGCAGGGUCUUCUAGUGAAGGACCUUACCAAGUUAAGAGAAAGCUAUUUUCACACAAUGCAGUUCAAGCUAGACCUGCUAUCCAUGCUACCAACGGAUCUAGCGUACAUCGCCAUUGGCAUUCACGUGCCAGAGCUGCGUUUCAAUCGACUGAUGCGCUUCUCACGUCUCUUUGAGUUCUUCGACCGCACCGAGACCCGCACAAACUACCCCAACAUGUUUCGCAUUUGCAACUUGGUGCUCUAUAUCCUAGUCAUCAUUCACUGGAACGCUUGCAUCUACUUUGCCAUCUCCAAGUCUCUGGGGUUCGGAUCCGACCAGUGGGUCUACCCAAACAUCUCUGACCCUGAGUUUGGGACACUCACUCGAGGAUACGUCUACUGCCUCUACUGGUCAACCCUCACACUGACCACCAUUGGGGAAAUGCCGGCUCCGGUGCGGGAUGAGGAGUAUCUUUUUGUUGUUUUUGAUUUCCUUGUUGGCAUUCUCAUUUUCGCCACCAUUGUUGGUAAUAUAGGAGCCAUGAUAUCAAACAUGAAUGCCACACGGGCCGAGUUCCAGGCUCACAUCGAUGCCAUCAAACACUACAUGCAGUUCAGAAAGGUCAGCAAAGAGCUGGAAGCCAGAGUCAUCAAAUGGUUCGACUACCUGUGGACCAACAAGAAAGCAGUUGAUGAGCAGGAUGUCCUAAAGAAUCUGCCCAACAAACUGCGGGUUGAGAUCGCUAUCAACGUGCAUCUGGAUACACUGAAGAAGGUCCGAAUCUUCCAGGACUGUGAAGCUGGGCUUUUGGUGGAACUGGUGCUCAAGCUGCGGCCACAGAUCUUCAGUCCCGGGGACUACAUCUGCCGAAAGGGGGACAUAGGAAAAGAGAUGUACAUCAUCAAAGAGGGCCGCCUUGCUGUUGUGGCCGAUGAUGGGGUGACGCAGUUUGCACACUUAACAGCCGGCAGCUGCUUUGGCGAGAUUAGCAUCCUCAACAUCAAAGGCAGCAAAAUGGGCAACCGACGCACCGCCAACAUCCGUAGCAUCGGCUACUCUGACCUCUUCUGUCUGUCAAAGGAUGACCUGAUGGAGGCUGUAAUGGAGUAUCCGGAUGCUAAGAGAGCUCUGGAAGAGAGGGGGAGACAGAUCCUUCUGAAGGAGGGUCUGCUGGAGGAGCUGGACGCAGGUGGCAUGGAAGAAGAACGGGUGGAGGAGAAAGUGGAGAGGCUGGAAGCUUCUCUUGAAAUACUACAGACUCGGUUUGCUCGGUUACUGGCCGAGUACACAGCGACUCAGCUGCGCCUGAAGCAGAGGCUUACGGCACUGGAGUGUAGGACACGGCACUCUGGCAGCGGCUUCCUCUCGGAUGGCAAUGAAAGCACUGUUGACGGCGACGGUACACACAGUGAGGUCAACAUCCAGCUCUGAGCACUUGCUUCUGAGACAGAACCUUAUACAGUACAGUUAGGGUGACCAUACAAGCCAUUUUCCAAGGACGCGUCCUUUCCAGGAUUUCUAGAUUGCCUAAAACCUCCAAAGUAGUUUGACCAGUAACAUGCAGGUAUUGUACAUAAUCGACCAAUCAUGGUGUGUGUGAAGGUGAGAUCUACAGGGAACAUUUAAAGCAAUGUAAAUACACCUACAUGUUAGGUGUUUCUUCGUUCGUUCAACUUGAAGCAUCACUGCGCAACGAUCAUUGUAUGACAACAAAGUAUCAAGAGAAUGAUCUAUAGUGGUCUCUAUAGCUCUUAUGAAUGUCAUACAAUGAUCAGUCUACACAGUGCAAACAGCCAAAACCUGGAUAUUUAAGGCAAUAUAGAAAUCCUGGCAAGGACACGUCCUGGGAAAAUGGCUCAUAUGGUCACCCUAGUACAGUGGUCUUAAUAAUUAUUCAAUAGCGAUACUAUAUGAACACUAGAAAGAACAUAUAAUUGUAUGUGGAACUGUUUCAUAAAUGCCAUUGGAACAGACCUCUUAUAAAACAUAACAAGCUUUUGCCUACGCCAUUUAAAGGUGUACUUUUUUAGCAUUUUGUGUGUUUUGCUAAAAGUUUUGCUAACAGUUUCCCACAUAAAAAAUGAACAGCACUUAUCAAUUUUCAAGAAACAAAAAAAAAAAAAAAGACUUUAUGUUUUAUUGUGGAAAGGUACCAAUCAUCCUUUAUUAUUACUGCCAUGUUGAGAUCACAUGAACAGCGAUGUCAUGCAAUGUACUUGCUAAUGCUUAUUACGGGGGGCUCUUCAUGUUUAUUUUAUGUUAGCUGUGAUGCUGAAUUUCUAGCACCACAUAAAAAGAAAAUCAUAUUGACCUGAUUUGUAUUAUUAUUAUUAUUGUGGUUAUAUGGCAGAAGUUUCCUGCGCUAGUUUCUGUUGGUUG